Molecule: messenger RNA, 3264 nt
Organism: Stegodyphus dumicola
Lineage: Eukaryota; Metazoa; Arthropoda; Arachnida; Araneae; Eresidae
Product: proton channel OtopLc-like
Biological process (GO): proton transmembrane transport
Cellular component (GO): membrane
Molecular function (GO): proton channel activity
Source: RefSeq, a predicted model, not a curated record
AUCAACCAAAUAAGUGACUGUUCGAAGCACGGACGCUAUUGCACGGUCACGAGGUGCCAGAAAUUGACUUUCAUGGGAGGAAUUUUUUUUAAUUCUUGUAUUAUGUUUCAGUAGGGUCUAAAAUACCCGCCACACCCACAUGUUUUUUUCCGAACGUUAUGAGUUUCUUGAUAUGCAACAGCAACAGUGCGUUGGAUAAUUUUUGGUGAUAUAAGUUCCUGCAUGGGGGUAUGGUAAAGAGUCACAGCGAAAUGGAUAAUUCAAAUAAUGAGGUACCAAACAAUAAUGUCAAGCUCCUAGCAUAUCAGCGUGCCAACACUAAGGAAGCAACACCUCCUUUGGCUACCGAAGAACCACCACCAACUCCGCCUCCACCAUUACCCCCUCCACCUCUAUCUCUCUGUCCACCACCAAGACCUACUGAGACGCGCCCUUUAACAAAUACUUCAUUGCCAGAAGACAGUUCUCAUGAAGAACCCAGUGAAAAUGCUACUUUAAAUACAAAGAGCAAUGAUGACACUUUACUUGUCAAGGACAGUACAAGGCCCAAGCCUGUAAGAGGUACAACGCACUUAAUCAGCGGCCUUUACGCCAAACUUCUUGUAGCAGCUACAGCAAUCCUAGUCACAACUGAAGUUCUACCAAAUAGUGUGCCAUUGUUUUUCUACCAUGGCUAUUUAUUCACAUUCCUCAUUGGAGCUGCGAUACUAUGUAUAUUAUGUAUCUACAUGAGUCUCGUACUCCAGAAAUGUCCGGGACUUGAGGAACUAGAGGAAUUAGACCAGUCUACACCUGAAACUGAAUCAGUUUUGAGAAGAAAAGCAUAUUCUGUGCCAGAGAUUAGCAUAUUCUUCAGAGUGGGUGCUCUGGUAUUUGGACUAGGCACUCUGAUAGCCAUUGGACUGGAAACUGCCACAUUAUUUACAAUGGAAAAACCUUGUGUGGACAAGUUGAAUUUUAUUCAACCAAUUAUACAUGCACUCUUCACUUUCAUGCAAAUGCAUUUCCUGUCACUCAAUUCUCAGAAAGCUAUUCAAAACUUAGGUUGGUGCCGACACAUUGUUUUGAUGCAUUUAGUAGCAGCAAAUAUAGCUGUAUGGUUGCGUUUAAUUGUUUGGGAGACAGCUAAAAGCUGGCUUGAUGAAAUUCAUACCAAUAUUAAUUCUACUGACCGUUUCCCACCAGAUGGCAUCAACAUGACAGCCCAUGCUCUCUUCUCAGAUGGAAGACAUGAAGUCUAUGUAUCUUCCAGUUGUGUAUGGUUAGAACAAGAACAGAAGGUAGAAGAUAUUCUCGCUCUUCGACAGUGCUACCAGAACACGACUAUGGGCAUUAUCUGGGAUAAAGCACAGCCUUUCAUAAUACCUUUCAUUGUUCAAUAUUGUCUUAUUGGUGCCGCAGUUAAUUACAUCUUGUGGGAAAGCUUCAACCAUCGUCGUCGAAGAAUCACACGAAGAUCAAAUUCUUGGUCUCCUCGUCGACAAGAAUUGGAGUCAGUUGUUACACAAAAGCAGACAAGAAAAGUUGAUUGCAAAGGUUCCAGUAAAGGUCUGUUUUUAGGUUUGCUUGUGCUGGCCGUAGGCAUUGUUGUUCUCAUUCUCUUUUUUGUUCUUACUAAUAACCAGAAUCUCAAAGAGGAGACACUUUUCAUUAUGAUCACUGUCCAUUGUGCCAUUUUAGGCUUAUCUUUCUUAGGAAUACUCCUUGGAAUAUGCCGUGUUAGCUGCAUGUGUACUGAUUAUAGCCGAAGGCAGAACCUUCAUAUUGUUCUACAGAAUAUAGGAGUUUUUGCUGUAUAUGUGCAUGGUAUCUGUUCUCUUGUGGUAGGUGCCACUCAUAUAAGCAAUCCAAGAUUUUUAGCUGUAUUCGUUGAUGGAGCCCUGAUGAUUAUUCAGUCUCUUGCACAAUCAAUUUUCUUCCACAAAGUUGGUCAAAAAUGCUGCUCUGCAAAAUGCAAACAUGAGGGUUCCAGACCAGGAAGGCAAAUUGUCACUUUCCUUGCAUUCACUAAUCUUGUUCUGUGGAUUACUGAAUCAUUCACUGAUCACAAUCAUGUUUCAAGUCAACUUCAGCUACAGUUUUUUGGUCUUAUUCCCUGGGGUUUAAUUUCUAGACUCUUGUUGCCUUUGGUCAUGUUUUAUCGAUUCCAUUCUUCUGUGUAUCUGAUGGAAACAUGGAAAUCCGGUUACAGCAUGGAGAGUUAACUCUGUGCACGAGGAUAAUCCAGCGAUGUGAUUUAUCAAUAAGACAUUUCAAAUACGUAUUGUGCAUAAAACUGCAUUUAUCUGUUUUGCAAAAACUGUCUUUCUAAUGCAUUGUGAGAGACAAUGGAAGGUUCUAUAUAAAGAGAUAUAUUUGAUAUGUACAUACAAGAAAUAAAUGAAGUAAAGAGCUAAAAUUUAAAAAAUUUGAAUAUCAACUAGCUAUUAAGUAACUGUGCGAGCUUUGUGCGGGAAAAAAUCCAUUAGAAUUAUAAACAAAUAUCUUUUAUAUAUGCAUAUAAUUUUUCUUUUUUUACACAUGUGUAUAGUAAGUAAAUUGCAACUAAUAUUUCCAUUUUUCAGUAAUUACGUUUUACACAUACUAUCUUAAGAAUGUGUAAUUUUAAGGAAAGGAGAGAAAUAGCUCAAAUUUUAAAGUUUUUUUCCUUUGUACAAGCUCUAAAAAAGUACACCAUUCUAAAAUGUCAUUUAGUUACCAUAUUUUAUUUACUCAUUUCGCUUUUUUAUAUUUUUAGACGAAAAUAAUGCAGGCAUUGUUUUGGAUUAUGUUUUACUUGCAAUCAAUGGACUAGAAAACUAUUGAUAAUUGCACUAAUUGAAAAUUAAUUAAUUAUUUAUGAAUUCAAAGACAUUAGACUGUAAUGUUAGCUGUUCAUACUUUUUCUAACUAUAUUUUGUGACGUAAAGCCCUUUAUUAAAUGAAACUGCUUGAACUGAAGGAAUUUCGGUUAGUGUUUUGUCACUUGGAACUAGGUGUAUUCCAGAAAUGUACGACCACGGGACCAAAGUACGAAUGAUAUUUUUAUUAUGCAUAUUGAUGUUUUCUCUGUAGAUUGUUUUCAUUAUGCCAAGUUGUAAAUGCAAGAAUCUCAUUUUAACAUUUUAUUCCAAAUUUGUUUAAUGUAAAUCUAUUAUCAUGUAUUCAAAUAAGUAUUAAAGUCGUUUAUUUAACUAAUAUAUUGAUGGUUUUACUGAACAAAUGUAAAUUAUGUAACGUGUUAAUUCAUUUAGUUAAUAAAGUUUAUGUUUUAAAGAAAGUGAA